Messenger RNA from Cucurbitaria berberidis CBS 394.84, 969 nucleotides. RefSeq lists its product as uncharacterized. The record is from RefSeq and is a predicted model, not a curated record. NCBI's taxonomy places the organism in Eukaryota, Fungi, Ascomycota, Dothideomycetes, Pleosporales, Cucurbitariaceae. The transcript is spliced from 2 exons. The coding region runs from base 1 to 969 and encodes 322 amino acids.
AUGUCAGACAUGGCAGUCGACCAGGAGACGUUCGCGUCUGGACGCUACUCGAAGCGCAAGAGGACGCAAGUGACGUAUUCUCUCGCCGAACUUGACGUCUCAGACUCUGAAUCCGACUACGAUGCUCCACAGUCCAAGAAACACAAGGCCCAGAUCAAUUCCAGGCCUCUCCCGAAGCGCAAGAUCUUCCCGUUCAUGCAACUCCCCGCCGAAAUUCGCAACAUGAUCUAUUCCUACGCCCUCACCGACCCCUCGGGCAUCAACUUCGUCGCAACAACCAAGCACAAGCGCCGCACCGUCGAACGUGUCUCUGAAGAAACGCAGUCCGGAUUGUCGAGGGGCUGGUACCGCAGGGGCCGUAUAAACGACCAAGUGCGAGCCCAGUACAAAGAGCCCGUCUCCCUGGUACCAUCGUUGUUGGCGGUGAGCGCGCAAGUCUACUUUGAAGCCCAGGACGUUCUGUAUGGAAACGAGUUUGUGUUUGCCGACACAAGCGCGCUGUACUCCUUCCUCAUCAACCUUGGCCCCAGUGGCGCAAAGCGCCUCAAGACGCUGCGCUUGCUCGGCUGGUCGUACGGUCGCGCUUCAAAAGCGUACAACAAUGCGUGUUUCGCCGUUCUCGUGUGGGCUACAAACAUCACUGCUUUUCACGUUGACGCUUUCCAUGGAUGGUUCCGUAGUAUCCAAACCGGCGCCGAUCGAAUCUACCGUGACGCGUUCCCGUGGUUAGAGGCCAUGGGUAGGGAAGCAGGAAAGGCGGAUGCUGCUGUCGACGUGUUGAGAAUCAACGCCAGGAUAUUGAGGACGUGGCAGUGCAACGGUACGAGCCAGCUCGUGACGGAUGAGCAGAGGUACGCCGAGUUCAAAGCCAUGUUGAGUAAGCUGCUAGCUGGGCACCAGAAGAGAGUCAUGGCAAAACCGUCUAAGAAGCGGAAGGUGUCGAAGGAUGUGGAGGCGAAUGAGGAGUGA